Molecule: messenger RNA, 1622 nt
Organism: Suillus paluster
Lineage: Eukaryota; Fungi; Basidiomycota; Agaricomycetes; Boletales; Suillaceae
Exons: 3
Coding region: 95-1516 (473 amino acids)
Source: RefSeq, a predicted model, not a curated record
CUGACCCACAUCUUUUGAUCAAAGCAAUUCAAUUGUAGACGACUCCUUUAGAUCUUCUUCAUCGCCAACUUCUCUAUCUAUAACCUGGAGAACGAUGGUUCUCAAACGACCGCUAGAUUUUUAUGAAAGUCCUGUACCAACAUCAUCUCCCCGUGGUCCAAAACGUCGUCGACAUCUAUCUUCUUUACCGCCUUCGUCGCCGUUCACAUCAGCCUCUUCAUUAUCUGCAGCGCCCAGAACGCCAUGUAGCUUCCGAAAUUGGACGGUACCCUGUGACUCUCCCGCCAACCCCUUUGGUCGCAUCCGGCGGCUGACAACGAGCACAACGCUUCCCCGCCCUUCUUCGUACUCGAAGCACUUGCCACUCCGUUUCCAGCUCAUCCGACCCGACGGUGACGGCAGAAGUCACACCAACAAAGAUGGGGUGUACAGAGUCGUUCAAGUCCCUCUGACCUAUACCCUCGGUCACCUGCGGAAGCUCAUCAAGUUUGUAUUCCAGCCCGCGAAGGAAAGCGAGAUGGGCGGAUCUUACAAUUUUCGACGUGCCGCACGGCACGCCAACUUGCCAUUGCAUGCAAGGCACCCAGUGCCUUCGUCCUCCAAGGGUAAACAGCCAGCUCUAGAUUUCGAUCCUGAGCCAGGACAUUUGUUUGAGGUGCAACAAGACAUCGAAAUUUCCCGCUCUGGCGAGAUAACAAGUGGGAAGACGCUGGUAAAAGCGUCUACCAUGAGAGACCCCUACCACUAUCCUGGUAAUGGCUCAGAGGGCAGCUUGCUUGAUGCUGAAGACGGUGAAGACGACACUUGGCGGUGGGAAGCGGAAGAGGACUUUAAGCUUUCGCAGCUCUGGGCUCCGGGUGGAGACCUUGAGAAAGGUAUCAUAUAUCGUCAUGACUCUACGACUCAAAUCCACAUCACAUUAAACACGAAGAAGAUUCAAAGUCGCAAGGGCGUUGGCAAUAAGCCUUUCCUCUUCAUGGCAUGGGGUUCCGCGGACAUAUUCGCGCCACCUUCAGCAGCCUCUUCUAUUAUCCUUACUGGCAUUGAAAUAGGCCGGUGGAAUGGUUUAUCUGCGUUUGAGAAGUUCUUGAAGGCUGAAGAAGAGAAGGAACGCUUAUCGUGUAGCGUAGAGGAAGAAGAACUUCUGGAUGAUGAUGCAGAAGGGGAAGUUGAUCCUAAUGUCUCUUCAUCGACGCUUCCCAUGUGCCCCUCCAUUGGCUUUUCGUCACCCGCUUCACGCUCUUCAUCAAUAUUCUCCCUCACCUAUUCGUCUUCAGCAUCUUCAGCUAUCACUCCAUUCCCCGCCUCGCCAUCAAGGAAGCGUCGAGUCGACUAUGCAAACAAACGGAUGCUCGAGUUAACGAAGAAAGUGAGGAAAAGCUCGAAUGGCUCGGACGGUGAGGAUGACAAGAAGGAAGAAGCCGACGAGCUUGAUGACGAUGACGAUGAAGACCCUGCCGCGGCAGAAAAACCAAGCGACUGGGAUCCUUUCGGGCCUGACGAAGCUGAAAUAUGAAGUUGAACUCGUGCUCAUGUGGGUUGGUUGGGUUAUUCGGAAUGGGUACAUAUGACGAUAUAUAUAAUUUGGCAUAUUUCGUGUUCGCACUAGUAACAUCAUCAUG